This is a messenger RNA of Pistacia vera, 1495 nucleotides long. RefSeq lists its product as uncharacterized. Gene Ontology annotation, biological process: signal transduction. The coding region runs from base 115 to 1251 and encodes 378 amino acids. The transcript has 10 exons. NCBI's taxonomy places the organism in Eukaryota, Viridiplantae, Streptophyta, Magnoliopsida, Sapindales, Anacardiaceae. The record is from RefSeq and is a predicted model, not a curated record.
ACUGCCUGGCCUUUAUCGAUUCGAUUGCUCUUCAGCUUUCUCAUUGGCUCAUACAAAACAAGGUUUUCUUGCUAGUAUUUUUGAACUUCGCUUCUGGCCUUUGUUGUUGGAUCAAUGCCUUCCGCUGACUCUCCACAGUGGCAAGAGAAGGCUGGUGAUUUCUUUUCUUCAUCAGGGGUGAAGCUUAAACAGGCUGGGCAAUCAGCAGGAACAUUAGUUGGGGAAGUUGCAAAGGAUGCCAAAGGUAAUGUUGCUGAUGUGGCAGAACGAGUUGGUUCAAUGUUCAAAAGCCGAUGGUCACUUCUUCAGCAGCCAUCAACCAGACAUGCUGUUCAGGAACGUCUUAUAACUGCUGCUGCUACAACUGGUACACUUUUGAGGAGAAGUUUCUCGGAAACAAAAGACAAGGUUGCUGUUGGGAAGACAAAAGUUGAAGAGGCCGCAAAAAAAACUGCACAGAAAAGCAAGACUAUUUUGACUGAUAUUGAACGUUGGCAGAAGGGAGUUGCAAGCACUGAUGUAUUUGGAGUCCCCGUUGAGCUUAUUGUACAGCGUCAAAAAUAUAUCAAGCCCAUUCCAUACAUUUUGGUCAGAUGCGCAGAUUACCUGAUAUUAUCAGGACUAAACUCACAGUACUUGUUUAAAGCUGAGGGGGAUAAAAAGGUCAUUCAGCAGCUGGUUUCUAGCUACAAUCAAGAGUACAAUGCUUCACUGCCGGAGGGUGUAAAUCCAAUUGAUGUGGCCGCUCUAGUAAAAUACUACCUUGCAAGUCUACCUGAGCCACUGACAACUUUUGAACUUUAUAACGAUAUAAAGGAUGCUCGUUCUAGCAUAUAUACAAUGAGAAACAUCCUGAAGAAGCUUCCCAGUGUAAACUACAUGACACUAGAGUAUAUUACUGCACUACUGCUCCGUGUUAGUCAGAAGUCUCUUGUUAACAAGAUGGAUGCUCGUAGUCUUGCCAUGGAAAUGGCCCCUGUUAUUAUGUGGCAGAAGGGUCGCAAACCGGAAUCCUAUAGGCAAUAUUGGAGUCAUCCAUCUAGAAGUCCUUCAAAGAAGAAUAUGGAGACAGCAUCUGAUUACAGUGGUUGGGACAUGCUUGCUGAUGAGAGCGAAGUUAUGGAUGCAUCCUCUCCCAUUCCUUUGGAUGAUGGCAUGCCAGUCGACUUCGGCGCUAUUGAGGUUGUUCAGUGCCUCAUAGAACAGCACAAUGCGAUCUUCACAGAUGCAAAUGAGACUGUUUGGAGGUGAGUUGGAUUCAACCUGUUUCCAGAUGCCCCACCGAAUUCAUCAAGCUGGGAAGUGUCCAGUGCUACCUGAGUGAAUUCUGAGAUUGUGAGUGUGUAAAUCGUAGUCCAUAGAACCUAUAUUCAAAAUUAUUUUGUCAAUAUUUGUUGGUUUUGGGAUGGGAGCUGAUGCUUGAAGCAAUAAGAUUUGUAAUAUUUUACCCUUCUGCUUUUGUGAAAAGUUGAGUGGUGGUUAGAUUGUCGUUGAA